AUGGUUAUAGAUUUCUCCGCGACUCUUCAGUCCAAGCUUUGUGAUCCCCUAGAAGUUACAGAUAUCGAAGUGCUCAUCGCGGACACGGGUCAUCAUAUUCAGCAGAUUCAUCAUGCAAUCCAGCCAGGCUCAGGCGGCCAUUUGCCCUCAAAUUUGGCCAAAGAUGCCGAACGACACGGGGGUAAUCUAUGGAAUCUUUGCGUAAGGUUAAAAAGAGGGAAAGAUGCGACUAAACCGGGGCAGAACACCAAGCUGGUCGCCAAGGCUCGACUUUUCGCCUUGAAUAUGCUGGAACUGGGCCGAAGUGCAGGCAGAGCUAAGAAAGACGACACAUCUGAGGCCGUGGAUCUUAUGAAUCUGGCUUUGGAACUCGCUAAAUUCUGCAUGGCAGUAUCAGAUUUGGAUUCAACUAGGUUAGCGCUACAAAAAGCUGCAGAGUUGAUGGAACGUCUCAAAGCAAUCUCUGUUGAAUCCUUAGGUUCCAUCGGACAAAAUAAAGGAAUGAAACUUGACGCAGAAUAUUUGGCAAUGAGGACAGCUAUGUCUUGGAAAGAAGAUAGGCUCGACGUUGCAGAGCACAUGUUUGGAAAAAUUGAUCAUCUUCGACCGGCGCUUGAUGCUAGCUCUGCAGAGAUCAUAGCUGAUACGUUUCAUCGCAUUGGAUAUGAUCUUUCUUCAAAAGGAGACUAUGGUAUGGCUGUGAAGUGGUUAAAGCGUGCGUAUGAUAUUAUAUGUCGUCAAGCGCUGGAUAAACUUUCAGUCAGAGGGCUGGAAUUGCGAUUGGCAAUAUUUCAAGGACUCGUCCGCGGGCUUCUUGACACUGAUUCACAGGAGUGUUUUCAAGAAGCUGAUAAAUUGAUUGAAUAUAUUGAGUCUGAGAUUGGAGAUAAGCCGCUGGUACUGCACUUGCGCCUUGAGCUUCUCCAGAAAGCACCAGAAGUAGUGUUUGAUGUUGAAGCCUACUCUGGUGUACUCCAUCGCAUGGUUAGAUCGUUUGACUAUUCCGAUAUGACUUUCAUCUUUCUCUUACAUCAUCUCAAGAAUUUGAGAGAAAGAAACCAUCGCCUGGCGCGCGGUCUAUUGGAUGAGCUUUUGCUGCGGCACGUCAUUGCAUCAAAGAAUAGUGAAUGGAUGGGUAAAACUAUCGUGCGAAGGAUCUGGAUGAAUACAACAAGAGAUACGGAAAAAGCUCGACAAGUUUUUCAUUCUAUGCCUGAUAAUGUUAAAAACCAUUUUCUCACGAGAUACCUCACAUUCAAAGUAUCCCUCAUUGACCAGGAUCAUGAGCUUGGCUGCGAGAGCAUCGAGUAUCUCAGUAAACUCUCCGACUGCUCAGAAGGUCGGGACAUAUUGUAUGCAUGUAUCCGCGAGGCACAACAGGCAGGAGAUAGACAAUGUGCCUUGGCGGCACUUCAAGCCAUUAUCAGAAGUUGGAAUGGCAAUGAAGUGACGCCGAGCAAUUUGCCAUCAAUAUUACGCUGUUCAAUACGCCUUAUCCAGCUAAUUGAAGAAGAUGACGAUACGGGGAAAGUUCAUCUUCAGAACACGGUAUAUGCCGACGAUUUAUGCUAUUUAUUUGAGAAAGCAGCUGAAUGCGCUGAACAGAAUCCUCAAGACGGCGAUAACAAAGUGUUUACUGUGUUUGAAUUACACUGGUUUCGAAAAAAUGCAUACAAUUUGGGCGUUUUAAAUGAGAUAGCAAUAAUGGCCAUGCGUUGUCACUUUGUUGUCUCAUCAGCGCUGAUAUCGCUAGCUCGAACGGAAGACAAGGUAGAUGACCAAUUACAAUACUACCUUGAAGCUAGACGGCACAUCAGGGAAUUCGAUGCCAUGUUAGAGAUCAAAUUUGAUACGACUCAAUAUGAAAGCGUGAUAAUAGAUUUAAUGGCCAAGCUCUCUACGUUGCUUGUGUUCGACUUUGAAGCGGCCACUGCGUUGAAAAACUGGGACUCCUUAAACGAAAUCGUUCGAAAAGCAAAGACAUGCCAAGACGAAGUCACUUACAAAGCAAUGGGGGACUGCAUACUGAGAAGCAGAGCCCCGGCAAAAGUAAUGUUUUCAACCAUGCGACUAAUAAUUAAUGAGAUUUUCGAGUUGGAGAAGUUUGAUUACGAGAAACUCAUGAAAUACAUUCGUUGCAUGUUUCAAGUGAUUCUGGGAACGGACGACAUUUCAGCUCUCCAGCUUCUUGAACAAGCAUUGCAGAUAGCCAGCGAGGCGAACGAAAUUGGAAAUCAGCUACCGUCUGCUGAAGUAGAAUGGCUUGUCGCCACUACCUUUAACCAUGGUAUCGAAUACUACGUCCGAGGAGAAGCAGAUGCAUGCCAUCGCUGGUCGCUGAAGGCCAUGAAUCUAGCUAAUUAUGUUGAUGAUGGCGGUGUGAUGAGAGACAUGCUGCAUGAUAAAUUUGCCCAGUUGCAAUUUGACGGGAGACUUGGGCGAAUGGCGACGGCAGUAUCUCGAUGAGUUUUUGUAUGCUCUUUUUCAUUUGCAGACGCAUACUUUGAGGGUUGAUAAAAUAAAUAAUGGACAAGCGCCGUAUCAGACCUGGAGUAGACGGUCGACGAUGGUGAUCAUUUAGGAGUAAGGACUGAGAUGAGCGUGAGAGUGUACGUAAGGGUGAAAUUAUCUUGCUAUCAAUAAUCGAAUACCAGUCAAUAGUAUACAGGCUAUUUAUUAUAUCGCAUGUGUUCUUGAAAAGAAGCCUCAUUACACAUACAAGACAAAUGCACUACACGCUUUCAUCAUAAAAAAACAGAGACAAGGGAAAGGGAAAAGAGGGCUAGAAAAUGGGUAAAGCACAAUAAAAAUGCUCUCGUGGUAUCUCCUACUCUUGCGUCCGUGCUUGAC
Trichoderma asperellum CBS 433.97 is the source of this 2850-nucleotide messenger RNA. The record is from RefSeq and is a predicted model, not a curated record. Lineage: Eukaryota; Fungi; Ascomycota; Sordariomycetes; Hypocreales; Hypocreaceae.